Messenger RNA from Chenopodium quinoa (quinoa), 1560 nucleotides. Its product is annotated as hsp70-binding protein 1-like. NCBI's taxonomy places the organism in Eukaryota, Viridiplantae, Streptophyta, Magnoliopsida, Caryophyllales, Amaranthaceae. Bases 110 to 1303 code for a protein of 397 amino acids. The record is from RefSeq and is a predicted model, not a curated record. The transcript is spliced from 6 exons.
UGAAAUUCGGUCCUCUACAAUUGGCUAGAACAUUCUCGUUUCUCACUCUUCUCAGGGUUUCUGGAAUUCCCCAUCUCUGCAAAACCUCACAAAGUUUUCCUCUGAAAUCAUGAGUAAAGACAACCCCAAUUGGGAAGGACUCCUGAAAUGGAGUUUAUCUCACUCCGAUGGUACUCAACCUCCACGCCAAUUAAGCGAGGAAGACCGAAAAUGGUUUAUGGAAGCGAUGCAGUCACAAACCAUUGAUGUAGUCAAACGAAUGAAAGAGAUAACUCAAGUUAUGCAAACUCCAGAGGAAGUCUUAGACUCUCAAGGAGUUAGUCCUGGUGAUAUUGAAGAUAUGUUGGAUGAGCUGCAAGAGCAUGUAGAGUCAAUUGAUAUGGCAAAUGAUCUUCAUUCGAUUGGGGGGUUGUCUCCUCUGCUUGGUUACCUAAAAAAUCGGCAUGCAAAUAUACGUGCAAAGGCUGCGGAUGUUGUGACAACUGUUGUUCAGAAUAAUCCUAGGAGUCAACAACUAGUAAUGGAAGCAAAUGGCUUUGAACCACUUCUUACAAACUUCACUUCAGAUCCUGAUGUGAAAGUGCGUACACAGGCACUGGGUGCUUUAUCAUCUUUAAUCCGUCACAACAAGCCUGGAGUUGCAGCAUUUCGCCUUGCAAAUGGUUAUGCGGCAUUGAAAGAUGCUUUAAGCUCUGAGAGUGUUAGAUUUCAAAGGAAAGCAUUGCACUUGCUUCAUUAUCUUCUACGGGAAAACCGAUCUGAUGGCUGUGUAGUAACUGAACUAGGAUUCCCCCGUAUCAUGAUUCACCUUGCUUCUAGUGAGGAUACAUCUGUUAGAGAAGCUGCCCUACAGGGUUUGCUGGAGCUUGCACGUGGUAAACUUGACGAGACCACUGGUCAAUCAAUUGAAGAUGAUAAAUUGAAGCAGCUGCUUGAAGAACGAAUUCAAAGCAUCAGCACUAUGUCACAGGAAGAGCUUGGGGCUGUGAAGGAAGAGAGGCAGCUGAUUGACUCACUGUGGAAUGCUUUCUACAAUGAGCCAUCUGCCCUUCGGGAGAAGGGUCUUCUUGUUCUUCCUGGUGAAGACCAAAAUUCACCUCCACCAGAUGUUGCCAGCAAACACUUUGAACCUCCUCUUCGGGCUUGGGCAGCAAAACGCGAACCUGAGAAGCCUUCUGAGCCUGCAAAGAAAAAGACUCCUUUGCUCUUAGGUCCUAGUUUUUCUUCGGAUUCUGCUUGCAUUCAAAGUAGCUCCAAUGGAAGUGCUGACAAUACCGAGGGCCCUACAAAUGCUUCUUCCUAGGCUGCGUUUCUUUGAAGCUUUUCUUGGUUCAAAAUUAUUACAAGGUCUUAUUUUGGAUUUCCAGUUGUAGUUCACUAAAUGAUAUAUAAUUUGCAAUGUUAAUGGUGAAGCUAAUGCAGUACAAAUUUGGAUUAUGGUUUGAUAAUGCAACUCUGGUUUUCAUUUGUGACAAGUAUUUUGUCGUUUCAAGUUUGAAUGUAGAUAGAUACAAAGGACCUAGCAAGACUUCUGUUUAACAUGUUUGCAAUUUUAAUGAA